AUGGCUGACUUGGCAAACACUCAGCUUACCAUGAAAAGGGAGUUCGAGGAGAGUAUGAAUUCGUUGAGGGUAGGGAUGAAUUUGUUGAGAGACUUAUUGUUAUCGAGAUUGGGUGAUCUCAUGGAGAAUGGCAAGAAGGAGAGGAAAGAUGAGGUUGUUGAAGUAGUCAACAUUAGCAGCGACAACUCCUUCUCGCUGACAGCAAGGAGUAAGCCAAAGAUGACAAGCACUGCCACCAAGAGAAAGGGAAAUGAUGUUUUGAAGUCUCCUGUGAUCGGACCCUUCACCAGUACACAACAUGUAUCAAAAAGGGAUAAGCUUCUAAUCAGGCAUGCAUUCGAUCCGUCAAAGGACGCAAGUGAGGUGUUGGUCAAAUCACCAUGGUUUCAUUUAAACUGUGCAGAGUUUAAGGUGCUAUUACCUGAAACAUGGUUGUCUACCCAGAUUAUGACUAUGUGCACACACUUGUUAACCUUAGAGGACUUUUGUGAGAAGAGACGUGUGCAUUGGUUCUUACCUCCAACAUUUGGUGUAAGCAAGGCUGGAGGUCGUGUGUUUGCUUACUAUGAGGAGACCCUGAAAACAAUGUAUGGUGCAGAAGAAUUCAGUGACUGUGAGAAGAUUUUUGCCCCUGUGCUGGUGGACAAACACUUCUUCCUAAGUGUGUUUGACCUUAAUCAAAAGGUCAUUCAAAUCUGGGAUUCAUUUCCGAACUACUUGGAUCCCAUUAUGAUGGAAGAAAAAGUGAAACAAAUCGCCAAUGAACUGGACUUGCUGUUUUAUGUGGAGAUCAUUAGAAGAUAUGCCUGUGACAUGCUCGUCUCUUUCACUGUUGAGAUUGUGGUUAAUGCUCACAGGCAACAGUAUGGGUUUGAUUGUGGACUGUUUGUGCUAAAAUUGAUGAGAAGCGGUGGCAGUUUAGAUGAUUGUUCGCGGGGAAUGAGAAAAAGGUUUGACAAUGAGGAGGAGAGGAUUGAGCUAGCUCUUUUUAUGCUGAAUAACAAAGACAAUGAGAUUGGAGAUGAAAUUUACCGAAAUUUAGUUGGGCAAAUUCAAAGUGGUUGA
Molecule: messenger RNA, 1065 nt
Organism: Linum trigynum
Lineage: Eukaryota; Viridiplantae; Streptophyta; Magnoliopsida; Malpighiales; Linaceae
Source: the annotation of a GenBank genome assembly